Messenger RNA from Suillus subaureus, 747 nucleotides. RefSeq lists its product as uncharacterized. Bases 1 to 747 code for a protein of 248 amino acids. The transcript is spliced from 2 exons. Lineage: Eukaryota; Fungi; Basidiomycota; Agaricomycetes; Boletales; Suillaceae. The record is from RefSeq and is a predicted model, not a curated record.
AUGUUUGCUGCUAUGGAAAGUGCUGGAUUGGAAGAGAUUGACGGGAAAAGUGAUGAGAGGCCCAUCCAUCUUGCUGGUACAACAUGGGAGAUGUUUGAAUUAUUCCUUGAACAUACCUUUGGCAGAGCAUGCGCCGGUCAAUACACCCUUGAAGAAUUGUCAAACUUUCUCCAUUUCUGCGAUAUGUACCAAUGCUCGCACAUGCGGAAAUUUGUGGUUUCAUGCAUUCAAUCUACUCAAUAUCAUUUCCACCCUGCUCAGCUCAUUAACCUUGCCAUACAGUAUAAUACGGGUGCAAUUUUCCCAUUCACCUUCAAGCAACUCGUCAACACUCCCAUUACCCAAUUGACUGCACAACACUGGCAACUCUUAGGGAACAAUGUAUUUACAAGCUUGGUCUAUGUGCAAGCAGCUCUUGAAGAACAUCGUCGUAUUGUGGCUGCGGAGGAGCCCAAAAUUUUGAUCCACACUAGCGACUGCCAAGAUCCAGUUGGCUGUAACAAGGACUGGCACGCUAUCUGGUGGAAUGGCAUGGCUCAUUUCCUUCUCGAUGGACGAAACCCACAACCAUAUUGUGAAGCUGUCAAACACUUCAAAGAUUUGCAGUUCGGGCGUGUUAGUGGAGGGUGCAAGGAACUGAUGUUCAAGAUCAUUGAGCAGGGAGCCGCAUUUAACCACGCAGAGCAAUUUGUCGAAGAAGCUUGUGACCGUCUCGCUGAAAAAUUAAUUUCUGAUUCAUCAUUAUAA